This is a messenger RNA of Anopheles darlingi, 974 nucleotides long. RefSeq names its product transcription factor Adf-1-like. Bases 63 to 818 code for a protein of 251 amino acids. Gene Ontology annotation, cellular component: transcription regulator complex; nucleus. The transcript has 4 exons. NCBI's taxonomy places the organism in Eukaryota, Metazoa, Arthropoda, Insecta, Diptera, Culicidae. Gene Ontology annotation, biological process: regulation of transcription by RNA polymerase II. The record is from RefSeq and is a predicted model, not a curated record.
AAACGAAACGUCAGGUUUGUUGUCAAACAAAAUUGUGUUUAGGUGGGCAGUUUUUGCAAUAAAUGGAUAAAAAAACGCACAAUCUCUACCUGGAGAAAGAGCGAUGCCUUCAACUAAUCCAAUUAGUUGAAGCCACCCCUUGCCUGUGGGACAGGCGGAAUGCCAUGUACCGAAAUACAUUCCGCCAGGCAGGAGUUUGGGAGGAGAUAGCGGCUAAAAUAGGACAACCCAGCGACUUCUGCCGUAAAAAGUGGAAGUCGCUGCAAGCUUCAUACCGUACAUCGAGGAGCUAUCUGCAAAAAUCGAUGGUGACGGGGAGCGCUGCUUGCUCGGUAGCAAAACCUGUAUGGUUCGCCUAUGAGGCGAUGUCGUUCUUACAGGACUCCUUCGACGCGGGGUCCUCAAUCGACCCGCUUUACCAACCUGAAAAAAAUGGGACCAUUCUACCAGCGAUAGCCACCAUUCUACCACCAACAGCAACCGUUUCACCGCCAGCGACGAACACACCACCGCCAGCGCCGACCACACAACGCCGCAUGAGGGCAAACAAUGUCAAGAGGCGGUGUAAUGAGGCUAACUUUCAGUAUAAUGGGGAAGUUUUGAAAGUGAUGUCUGGGAUGCAAGGAGUAGCAGAAAAGUUGGAGAACCUGCUAUCGCAACCAGAGACAGAGGGUACAAUAUUCGGCACGAUGGCGGCCAAAAAGCUGGACGCCAUGUCCCCUAUCCGCCGCAGAAAACUAAUCCUUCAAUUUGAAAAGCAAUUGUUGGCAGAGGAGGAGUUGCGGCUAUAUGAAAACCAUGGAGUCCGCAUAGAUUAAUGUAUAUAUGUAAAUAUUUUUUUUUCGUUAGUUUUAGUGAUACUUAUGUUUAAUCCUUCCUGUAAAUAUUUCUUCGUUAGUAAUUAAGGUAUGAACUGUUCCUUUCAAUACUUAUGAGAUAAUGAACUAGUGAAAUAUACAAAUGAAGUAAACAAA